ACUCCGCCAACGCUCUUCCGCCACUGCCACUGCCGUCCUCCGCCAACGCUCUCCGGUCCCCGCCCUGCGUCCGCCGCUGCGCCUUUCCCAUGUCUCGCUUUGCCGCUGCGGCUCGAUCCGGCGCCGCACGCCGGCACGUCUCAGCUCGCUCUCUCGCUGCCCGCGUACGGCCCGCCGAACAGUCUUUGACGUCGUUCGGCUCCAACGACGGCCUCGACGUUACCGCGAAUGGCUCAUCGGAGGCAUCGUCCGUUCCUCUUGGGCGCACCGAGAGCUUCGCAGUGCGAGUGGAGGCUUCGGUCGUCGCCAUCGAUGAAGGCACGCCCGCAAUUCCGGCAUUGGCCGAGCCAGGCCGCCCAAAGUGCAGUGCGUCAGAUGGCCCGACACCCGACGAGCCUAGCCAAGGCAACAGCAGCGACAACGAUGUUUGCGAGCUUUGCGGUGCGAUGGCGCAUCUCCACAUGAACGACGAGAUGGUGUGCACGCCAGCUCCUUUGCCGUCGCCGGUCACGCCUCUUCUCGUCGAGCGCAACGAGGCGGACGACGGCAGCCGUCGUGCUGCUGGCUCGCCUUCCACAGUGACUGGUGAACAAGGCACCACUGCUGCAUCGGCUGGACUCGACGGCGAUGGCGGUGCUACUUCUCCGUCUGCUGCAGCUGCUUCCCGCACUUCAUUACCUCCGUCUUCCUCGAGCGAGCAACGAGGCCAUGCGCCUUCAUCUCCACUGCCCGAAGCCCAGCAUCCUGCUGUCGAGCCCUCAUUGGAUCGCGCUUACAUGGAAGCGCUGUCUGAGUAUCCGCCGCCUGACGCGUGGGCAGCGAUGCCUCCUUUGAGCGAAAGCUACCAGCCGUGGCUGCAGUGGGGAGACCGUCGCAUUCGCCACAUCCACCGCGUCGUCCUCGACUUGCGCGUUCUCAUGACCCACCGGCUACGUGGCUUCCUGAGCAGCGCAUUGUCCUCUGCCUUCACGGACCUGGAUAGAGCCGAGAGUCCGCGUCGAAUGAUCGCCGGCCAAAACAUGUUCAUCGGGCUCGUUGGCCAGAUCCUCUCCUGCCAUACCGGUGAAGGCUGGCGCGACGUGCGUGCGCGCAUAUUCGCGCUUGACUGCGUUGAUUUCGCCGACCUUGGCCGCUGGCCAGACAGAUUUGACUUUGCCGAUCUUUACCAUACGCCGCUGUUCACGAUGCUGCCGCGGCCGUGGCCGGCGACGAGGCAGGAGCCUUGGAGCAGAGCUGGAGGCCUGACAGAGGACGAGGUGUGGCACUACGUCGGGCGCAAUCGCGUAGAGGUGGUGCGCAUGCGCGAGUUCGCUGAACGUGUCGAGCACGAGGCUGGCGUGUGGUUCCAAGAGAUUGACUAGGGCCGAGUUCCGAACAUCAACAGUGCGCUCGUCGACAUCGACACUGCUCUGCGCCUUGCUUCCACACAUCGUCGGCGCUGUCCUUCGUUUUCGUCGAUCUUCACCUCCACUUCUCGUCACCGCUCCUGCUCCGUUCCUUCCUCCUGCUCAACCCUCCGUCUCUCUCAAUCGUCUUCUCUUCCUCGUCAUCGGCCCGCGUCGUCGCGCCAGCAAGGCGGAGAAUAAGAUCGACCCGC
Molecule: messenger RNA, 1597 nt
Organism: Tilletiopsis washingtonensis
Lineage: Eukaryota; Fungi; Basidiomycota; Exobasidiomycetes; Entylomatales
Exons: 3
Coding region: 90-1361 (423 amino acids)
Source: RefSeq, a predicted model, not a curated record